AUGAAUUUGAAAUUAUUAUUUUUGUUCGUUUUUAUUGCUGUGAUAGCUUUUAGCUUUGCUGAAGCUAAAAAGAAACAUGGUGGUGGAAAUAAUCAUGGUGGUGGUCAUGGUGGUGCCCAUGGUGGUACCCAUGGUGGUAACCAUGGUUUAGGAAAACAAGGUCAUGGUCAAGGUCAUGGUCAAGGUCAUGGUCAAGGUCAUGGCCAAGGUGGUCAUGGUCAUGGUGGUCAUGGUGGUGGUCAUGGCAACGGUGGACAUGGAGGUCACCAUCCCCAUCCAAAAUCCGGUGGAGGUAACCAUCACAAACCUGGAGGAACUGGAGGUCACAAUACCCAUGGACCUCAUGAUGGAACUCAUAAUGGACCUACAGGACCUAAAACAACUACCUUUAAGAAAUAA
This is a messenger RNA of Ctenocephalides felis (cat flea), 399 nucleotides long. Its product is annotated as holotricin-3-like. NCBI's taxonomy places the organism in Eukaryota, Metazoa, Arthropoda, Insecta, Siphonaptera, Pulicidae. The transcript is spliced from 3 exons. Bases 1 to 399 code for a protein of 132 amino acids. The record is from RefSeq and is a predicted model, not a curated record.